AUGUCUGGCGUCAAGUCUCGGCUAUCAGGUCUCCUUGGCCACAUUGGCGGCGCUUCUUCGUCUCCGACCUUUGAGCACAGAAUCAAUCAUCAUACGUUGUCACCUACCUUCUUUCUACCCCGUGCUGCGGCAAUUGAACCCAACGCCGAGGCUAUUUACCAUGUAACCGCCAACAACAAGGUCCUGCGCAGGACUUACGGUGAAACUGCGGACAGAGCCAGAGGUCUGGCGUACUACAUCAAGAAGCAUGGGUUCACCAGAGUGGGAAUUCUCUGUCCCAAUACCCCAGCUUUCCUCGAGUCGAUCUUCGCAAUUGCUGCUGCUGCUGCUGUCAAUGUCGCUGUGAAUUAUCGUCUCAAGCAAGAAGAUAUUGCUUACAUAUUUGACCACGGUGAUGCACAGGUCAUCAUCGUCGAUGCAGAAUUUGUUCCCCUUUUGGAGACUUAUCGAUCCCAACACCCUCAUAUUCCGAUCAUUGUAGAUACCGACAUCGAUGCAACCGAGGGAGAGUUGACGGGUCCCUUUGACCAUGCAGUCUUGGAGGGGUUGAGGCAUGACUUGGAGACCGGUGCUCAGGGCUGGCAAGGCCUUGAGACCCAAGCCGUUGAUGAGGAGUCUACCCUUGCAUUGGCAUAUACCAGUGGGACAACAGCUCGACCCAAGGGUGUCGAGUUCAGCCACCGUGGCGCUUAUCUGGCGACUUUGGCGAAUGUGAUCGAAUCCGGCCUCAACUACGACAAUGGACGUGCUCGCUAUCUUUGGACACUGCCGAUGUUCCAUGCCAUGGGAUGGACAUUCCCAUGGGCAGUUACAGCGGUUCGUGGAACCCAUUACUGCUUACGCAAGAUAGACUACCCCGAGAUCUGGAGAUUGCUAAAAGAAGAACAUAUCACUCAUUUCAACGCCGCACCUACUGUGAAUACAUUACUUUGCAAUGCCAAAGAGGCAGAAAAGCUGCCCGAACCUGUCCGCGUCACAGUGGCAGCAAGCCCGCCCACGCCUCAUCUUUUUGAACAAAUGACAAACCUCAACUUGCAUCCUGUACAUGUUUACGGAAUGACCGAGACGUACGGUCCAAUCACCAAGGGUUACCACUUGCCAGAAUGGGACACUAUUGAUCUCAAGGAGAAGUACAAGAAAAUGGCCCGCCAAGGCCAUGGUUUCAUUACAAGUCUUCCUGCACGGGUCAUCAAGACAGAAGUACCCGAGGGGAUUAUUGCCGAUGUUCGCAGGGAUGGUCAGGAAAUCGGGGAGAUAGUCUUUGUCGGGAACAUUUGUGCUCGGGGAUACUAUAAAGACCCCGAGGCAACUCGCAAACUUUUUGCAGGAGGAGUAUUGCACUCUGGAGACCUGGCUGUGUGGCAUCCUGAUGGAGCGAUUCAGAUCCUCGAUCGUGCAAAGGAUAUCAUCAUCAGUGGUGGCGAAAAUAUAUCCUCCGUAGCGCUCGAGUCUAUGCUGGUCACGCAUCCUGACAUUUUGGAAGCUGGUGUUGUCUCAGUUCCUGACUCCCAUUGGGGCGAACGACCCAAGGCUUUUGUCACAGUCAAACCGGGCAAGAGCCUGGAAGGUUCUGAAGUGAUCACCUGGGCCCGGAAUGCCAGCGGCAUCAGCAAGUUUAUGAUUCCCCGAGAGGUGGAAGUGGUGCCAGAGCUUCCCAAGACUAGCACUGGUAAGAUUCGGAAGAAUAUUCUCCGUGACUGGGUGAAGGGCCGAACUGAAGCAUAG
Molecule: messenger RNA, 1725 nt
Organism: Penicillium soppii
Lineage: Eukaryota; Fungi; Ascomycota; Eurotiomycetes; Eurotiales; Aspergillaceae
Product: putative AMP-binding domain protein
Exons: 5
Coding region: 1-1725 (574 amino acids)
Source: RefSeq, a predicted model, not a curated record